Molecule: messenger RNA, 864 nt
Organism: Malania oleifera
Lineage: Eukaryota; Viridiplantae; Streptophyta; Magnoliopsida; Santalales; Ximeniaceae
Product: ATP-dependent zinc metalloprotease FTSH 2, chloroplastic-like
Exons: 4
Coding region: 1-864 (287 amino acids)
Biological process (GO): proteolysis
Cellular component (GO): chloroplast thylakoid
Molecular function (GO): ATP-dependent peptidase activity; ATP binding; metalloendopeptidase activity
Source: RefSeq, a predicted model, not a curated record
AUGAGAACGCCUGGUUUCAGUGGGGCAGAUCUGGCAAACCUCUUAAAUGAGGCUGCCAUAUUGGCUGGUCGUCGUGGGAAGACAGCAAUCUCAUCAAAAGAGAUUGAUGAUUCAAUUGAUAGGAUUGUGGCUGGAAUGGAAGGAACAGUUAUGAGUGAUGGGAAGAGCAAAAGUCUGGUGGCAUACCAUGAAGUUGGCCAUGCUAUUUGUGGUGGUAGAAAGGAAAGUGAAUUUAGUAAUUUUGGCCAUCAAGAAUUUCCACUGCAUUCUACCAUUAAUUUUCAUCAUUGUAGCAAGUUGUUUGAUCAACUUUUGACUCCAGGACAUGAUGCUGUUAAAAAAGUCACCCUUAUUCCCCGUGGUCAGGCACAGGGUCUAACAUGGUUCAUUCUAGCUGAUGACCCUACCCUUAUCUCCAAGCAGCAACUUUUUGCAAGAAUUGUUGGUGGACUUGGUGGUAGAGCUGCCGAGGAAGUGAUCUUUGGUGAACCUGAGGUGACAACAGGUGCAGCUGGUGAUUUACAGCAGAUCACGGCUUUGGCCAAACAGAUUGGCCCAUGGUCACUAAUGGACUCAUCAGCUCAGAGUGGCGAUGUCAUCAUGAGAAUGAUGGCGAGGAAUUCAAUGUCAGAAAAGCUUGCAGAAGACAUCGAUACUGUUGUGAAGAGGAUAUCAAGCAAUGCGUAUAAGAUAGCAUUGAGCCACAUACAGAACAAUCGUGAAGCAAUUGACAAGAUUGUGGAGGUCCUUCUGGAGAAGGAAAUAAUGACUGGAGAUGAGUUCAGGGCAAUUCUCUCAGAAUUUGUUGAAAUACCAGCUGAAAAUUGGGUCCCUCCUCCAGUACUAGCUCCGGUCACUGUGUAA